UGGGAGCGGCAGGUGCAGCGCUAGCGGGGCGCUCGCCAGCGUUCCGGGGAGAGCCCAGCCCGCGCCUCCGACCUCCGACCUCGGACCUGGGCGCGGUCCAGAAGCCCCAGGCGGCCUGCCAGGUUCAGCAGCCCACCUGAAGGGGAAAGGCUCGCGGGGCGCGGUCCGAGCUGAGAACCAUAUCCGGCGAAGAGUAUCGAAUCGAGGUUACUGGAGGAAGAAAUGGCCAAUGAUCUUUCACCAGGUUUCUUCAUAGAAGAACUUAACAAAUACCGUCAGAAGCACAACAUUGUACUUAAGUAUCAUGAACUGCCUCAGUCGGGGCCCCCGCAUGCUGCGACGUUUACCUUUAAAGUUAUAAUAAAUGAAAGAGAAUUUCCAGAAGCUGAAGGUAAAUCAAAGAAGGAAGCAAAAAAUGCUGCAGCCAAAAUAGCUGUUGAUAUACUUAAUAAAGAAAAUAAGGAAGUUAGUUCUUUAUCGCUGGAAACAACGGACACUUCAGAGGGGUCAUCCAUUGGGAAUUACAUCGGCCUUAUCAAUAGGGUUGCUCAGAAGGCAAAACUAACUGUAAAUUAUCAACAAUGUGAAUUGAGGGAGCAGGGGCCCAAAAGAUUUCAGUAUAAAUGCCAAAUUGGGCUGAAAGAAUAUGGUACCGGUAUUGGUUCUACUAAACAGGAGGCAAAACAGUUGGCUGCUAAAUUUGCAUAUCAUAAGAUACUAUCGGAAGGAACCUUAAUGGCAGCUAACUUUACUUCUCCUGGUUCUGUUGCUACUACAACUAAUGACUUCAGAAACAUCGCUUUGGUAUCACACACAUGGGGUUCUGAAUCACCAUCUGAAAAUGACUUUUCAGCAACUGCACCAGAAAGUUAUAACGAUGACUGUUUAAACAAUUCUUCGUCAUCUUCUAUGAAUGUCUUCGGAAAUAAUCAUAAGAAGAUAAAAAGGAAUUUGGCGCCUGUAUUUAACCCACCUGAUAAAGAAGCAAGCAAGUAUACUGCGAACCACAGGUUCGCCAAAGAUUUUAAAGAAAUAGAACCAAUUGGCGCAGGUGGAUUUGGCCAAGUUUUCAAAGCAAAGCACAGAAUUGAUGGAAAGACUUAUGUUAUCAAACGUGUUAAAUAUAAUAGUGAGAAGGCAGAGCGUGAAGUCAAAGCAUUAGCAGCACUCACUCAUCCCAAUAUUGUUCACUACUACGGUUGUUGGGACGGGUAUGAUUAUGAUCCUGAGAGCAGUAAUUCGGAUACUGAAAACAGCAUGAACAUGAAUUUAGGAGUGAAGACUAGGUGCCUUUUGAUACAAAUGGAAUUCUGUGACCGAGGGACAUUGGAACAAUGGAUUGAAAACAGAAGACAAAACAAAUCAGACAAAGCUUUGGCUUUGGAGUUUUUUCAGCAAAUAACAACAGGACUGAAAUAUAUACAUUCUAAAGAGUUAAUUCAUAGAGACCUGAAGCCAAAUAACAUAUUUUUAGUGGCUAAUAACCAAAUAAAAAUUGGAGACUUUGGACUUGUAACAUCCCUCCAAAAUAAUGAAAAGCGAACAGUUAAUAAGGGAACUUUCCGAUAUAUGAGUCCAGAACAGAUUUCUUCCCACAACUAUGGGAAGGAAGUGGACAUCUAUGCUCUGGGGCUCAUUCUUGCUGAACUUCUUCACAUAUGCACCACAGUUGCAGAAACAGUGAAGAUUUUCACAGAGCUAAGGAGUGGCAUUUUCCCAGAUGUAUUUGACAUGAAAGAAAAAACUCUGCUACAGAGAUUACUGUCAGUGGAGCCUGAGAAACGACCUGACACAUCUGAAAUACUGAAGACCUUGGCUGAGUGGAAGAAUGUCUCAGACAAAAAGGAAAGAAACACGUGUUAGGGACCCUCGGAGAAAGUAGCUGGCUUCCAAUAAGUGAUUUUUCUGUAGUUAUCUAAAAUCUACUGGGGAAUAUUGCUAGGUACUUACCUUUUAUUUUCAUUUCCCCCCUUAAAUGUUUACGACGUUUGUAGAGACAUUUUUAUUUUUACCUCAAAAACAUUCUUACACUUACCCUUUAUUGACUUUUUCCUGAUGGUGAAAAGGCUUCAAAAUUUCUUCUUUAUAUUAAUUAAUGAAUCAGUUAAUACACAUGUAUUAAAUGUCUACUGCUUUUUAGCCAAAAAUAUAUUUCCUUAAAUAGCUUACAAGCCAGUUGGAGAAAUAUGAUCCUUAUAAAAAGAUGUUAUAAAUAAUCAAAUUGGAAAACAAUUUGACGUUAUCUAGUAAAAUCUAAGCUCAAACUAUCAAUUCCAUUCCCACACACGUGCCUAGCAGAAUGUUCACAGAAACCUUGUUUAUGAUAGCCAAAAGAGCAGGAAACGACUGUAAUGCCCAUCAAAAGGAGAAUGGAUUAAAAAAAUUAUAUUCACACACUGAAGUGCUGCAUAGCAUUGAAAAUGAGUGAAUUACAGAGCAAUGCAGUGACAUAGCACAGUUCCUUUCCCAGGAACAUAGUGCUAAGAAAAAUCAGGUUUCAGAAAAAAGUGUGUGUGUGUAUAUAUAUAUAUAUAUAUAUAUAUAUGUAUAUAUAUAUAUAAAAUACAUAUAUAAAUAAAAUAAUUCCAUUCAUUUUGUUAAGGAAUUCUGACAGAUAUGGUAAAACAAUAGAGGGAAGGCAGAGAAUGAGAGAGUAGAUUCUGGAGUGAUUAUCUGAAGGAUGGGGGGAGUAUCAUUGGGGAAGUGGAUUGCAGAGGCAUUGGUUACUUUCUUAAACAGGAUCUUGAGUCCACUAGCGUUUGCUGCAUAGUUGUUCCUUGAAAUAUGCUUUGUAUCUAUUAUGGUCAAGGCUUCAAGGAAAAGCUAUGAGGCCAUGGCUAAGACAACAGUCUAGAAGAGCAAGACCACUUCUCCGGAGCCCAGGGCUCAGACGUGACAUUCUGGUGAGACUUCCCAGCAGGUGAGGCUCUUAGAAGAGUAGAGAGGAGACCUGGGCAGCCCGGUCAAGGGGCAUGGUGUGAGUUCUGGAGAAGGUGUAUUUGAGGGACACUGGAUAUACUGAUUUGUUGCCCUGAAUUGCCAUAGGGAAUACUGGAAGAUAAUUUGGAAUACAUCUUGGAAGCUCCUGAGGGUUAAUUUAUACUUCAGAGUAACCAGCUGCCAUUCUGAAACUGCCAUGUAAUUGUACAAGUUUUAAAAUGAGCUGAAUUUUGGCUAAGCAGAAAAUGAGGAAACUCAAAUAGUGAAAAGAAAUAUUUUUAUAAAUUCAAACAGGAAGAGGAAAUUUUUUAUAAAGGCUUAUGGCUUUUUUUAAAAUACAUGUUACAAAGCAGUCUAUAUUUUUCAACUCCCAGUGCAGUAUUUGAUUAAGGCAAGGUUCAUCAAUGGAUGCUCAAACUAUUAGCUGAAAAGGUGUUGGGAAACAGAAUCAUUACAAGGUUUUAAAUAUCCACAGAUGAUUUCUGAGUCAAAAAGAGGAAGAUGUACUUUUACAAUGGAGAGAGCCUGUUGUCACCACAGUCACCAAGUAGCAUCACCCAGGGUAGAACAGCUUAACAUUUUUCCCCUCCUGAAAUGUGAAUUAUACAACAUCACCUAUUGGGUUUUCAUGUUAGAAGUGUCUAACAUUUUAAUUAUGAGAUUGUUAUAGAAAUCCUGAAUGUAGUUAUUCUAUAACUUUGGGCUUUUCAAAACAAUCAAAAUUAUGAAAAAAAAAAAAGCAUGGGAACUAUUCUAAAUAAAGUGAUAAAAGAAAUAUAGUGACCAAAAUGCAUUGCUUAAAUCUUUAUUGUAUCUUGGAUAUUAUUAAAAAAAACCCCAGCAAACAGUUAUAAAAGACAUCUGGGGAUAAAUGAGAAUACUUAAAUAUAGACUAUAUAUAACAAUUUGAAUAAUUUUAAUUUUCUUAGGUGUGCGAGUAGCAUUGUGUUCAAGGUUUUAUCCUUGGGCAGUGCAUGUAGACAUAUUGAGAGGUCUGCCACUUUCUGAGGUUCAGUAGGAGUCAGUGUGUGUAUACGGGAUGGGGAGAAAAUGACAAAAUGCUAACAACUGGACAACUGGUAAAUCCAGGUUGAGAGUAUUUAGGUGUUUGUUGUAUUAUUAUUUGAGCUUUUCUAUAGGUUUGAAAAUUUUCUGGAUGCAGAGAAGUCUUUUAAAGAAAGAAAAACUAAACAAUGUGGCCAGUUAGUGAGAUUACUUUUUACCUUGUCUCAUUUUAACAUUUCCAGUCUUAUGAAGCAAAUAGCACCUGUUAGCUCUUAUCUAUUUGUGAAUAGGUAUUUUCUCAGCUUCAAAAGUGUAGUAAGUAAAAAAGUUUCUUUUUAAUUAGAGGAGAGGGGCAAGAGUCAGGGACCUUAUUUGUUAAUUAAAGUAUAUGGAGACAUACAGUUUUGAAAGAGCCAUUUGGAUCUAGUUUUACUGUAAACACAUCUUACAGAAAAUUUUAUCACUAAACGUAUAUAUUAUUCAUACUGAAUAUGCACAUUAACAUAAAUAUAGACAUAAUGUACACAUGUACACUUAACCUGCCUGUUAUAUGUUACAUAUAUUUAGCAUCCAUGCACACAUAUGUGUAUACAUAUAUUCAUGUGUGUGUGUGGCCAACUACAUGAUUGUGGAGCUGCUGCAAAAUGUAAAUGCAGGAUCCUUGUUAAAAGAUGAAAUGGGGUAUACUUUUUUUUUUUAAAGAUUUACUUAUUUAUUUGAAAGUCAGAGUUACACACAGAGAGAGGCAGAGGCAGAGAGAGAGAGAGGUCUUCCAUCCACUGGUUCACUCCCCAAUUGGCCACAACAGCCAGAGCUGUGCCGAUCCGAAGCCAGGAGCCAGGAUCCUCUUCUGGGUCUCCCAGGAGGGUCCUUGGGCCAUCUUCUACUGCUUUCCCAGGCCAUAGCGGAGAGCUGGAUCGGAAGUGGAGCAGCCGGGUCUCAAACCGGUGCCCAUAUGGGAUGUUGGCACUGCAGGCAGUGGCCUAACCCACUAUGGCACAGUGCCAGCCCCGGGGGUAUACUUCUAAGCCUUGUCUAUGUGACUGCACAGUUUGUAUAUCCAUGAAACUAUUCCUGCAUGUAUACAUAUAUAUGUGUAUAUUUAUAUAUGUAUCAGAGAAGAAAUAGAUAAAAGUCUAAAUAUAAGCUUUUCUAAGCUUCUACUAUCUGGUAGACUUCCUGGAUAAACUUUUAUCAGGGGCUGGUGCUGUGGCGUAGUAGGUUAAGCAUCCGCUUGCAGUGCUGGCAUCUCAUAUGGUCACUGGUUUGAGUCCCGGCUGCCCUACUUCUGAUCCAGCUCCCUGUUGAUGGUGGAAGAUGGCCCAAGUGCUUGGGCCCCUGCGCAUGUGUGGGAAACCUGAAAGAAGCUCCUGACUUGGCUUUGGAUGGGCUCAACUCUGGUCAUCGCGGUCAUUUGGGGAGUGAACCAGCAGAUGGAAGACCUUUCUCUUUCUCUCUCUCUCUUUCUCUAAUUUUUCCUCUCAAGUAAAUAAAUUUUUAAAAAAAAUUUACAAUAUACAUUCCUCACCUUAGGAUCCCAUGUUAACUUUUCACUAUGGAAUAUUGAAUAAUUUCAUUGUUCAUAUUUAUUUUCAUGUUGAAACCUAUACAAAAAUAGAAUAAUGAAACUAUGUACUCAUCAUACUGCUUCAACAAAUAUCGAUAUUUUGCCUUUCUUGCUACACAUACCCCCCAUAUUUUUUGUUUUGUUUCUUUUGCUGGAGAAUUUUAAGUAAACAAGAGGCAUUUACUUGUAAAUACUUAAAAAUGUGUCUCUAACAUAAAGCCUUUCUAAUUUAAACAAAACCACAAUAUUGUCACAGUCAACAAAAAAAAUCAGGACCCAACAUUACAUUUGGUUGCUAUAUUUCUUUUCUUUUUAAAAUUUUUUGAAAUUUAUUUUUAUUUGAGAGGUAGAGUUACAGAGAGAGAGAGAGAGAGAGAGAGAGAGAGAGAGGUCUUCCAGCCACUGGUUCACUACCCAAAUGGCUGCAAUAGCUGGAUCUGGGCUGAUCUGAAGCCAAGAGCCAGGAGCUUCUUCCAGGUUUCCCACAUGGGUGCAGGAGCCCAAGGACUUGGGCCAAGGACUAGGCCAUAGCAGAGAGCUGGAUCGGAAGAGGAGCAGCUGGGACAUGAACCCACACCCAUAUAGGAUGCUGGUGCUGCAGGUGGAGGCCCAGCCUGCUAGGCUACAGCCCUGUAUUUCUUUUACUCUGCAACUUUUGGUGCUUGUUUUCUUUCCUCUUGCUAUUUAAUUGAGGAAGGAACUGAAUCAUCUGUCUUGUGGAGUUUCCUACAUUCAAGAUGUGACUGAUGGUAUCCCCAUGGUGUGCAUUAGAUUCAGAUGAUUCCAUUCUGGUUCAACUCUUCUCCCCCAGGAACACUUCAUAGGUGAUGCUGUAUACUUUUACAUUACUUUAGGAGGAACAUGAUGCCUGAUUGUUUCAUUUUUGGUGAUUUUAAGAUUGAUUUGUGGGUGCUGGAGAUACCCACUAUACAGCUUCCCAUCGAUCUUUCAUCUAAUGGUUUUAGCAGCCAUUGAUGAUUGUUGCCUUGAUCUAUUAUUUCAUUUUAGAAGUUGCCAAAUAGUGACUUUUUGAUCCUAUCAAACCUUUAGCACUUAUCUCUUUGAUUCUUCCAUAAUGAACUAUCUCUAAGGCUGAAUGGGAAAGAUGAGAUAAACAUUCAUCACUUUUUAGAAUGAAUUAUUGCCCUAGCAACCUCUAAAAUGUGACAAAUGAGUAUUGUUUUUAAAGCAGUGGUAUGGCCCAACUAGAAUUCUGGAGCAGUGUGUCUAGAAUGGUUUAAAGCAGGAAGAAAUUAUUAGAUCAGAAGGCUGAAAGACUGAAAGGAUCUGAACGACACAGGAGGGGGCAGAACAAAGAGGAGCUGGCAACUGAUAGGAGGAUUAAAGAAAAGGUACACAUUGAAGAUUACCUCCUGGGUUGUCUCAAAGCUAGUGGCAGGAUUCUGAUGGCAUUAAAGGGAAUACAAGGCUCCAUCAGAUUAACCCAUAGAGAGCUGGAUACAUUUGAGAGGUAUUUGUCUCACGUUUAACUUCUGAUACGGUUUUUAGUAAUUUAGAAUAUGAGCCAGUAGUGAGGUCACCGUAUGUCCAUCAACACAGUGAGGUGCAGCAUGUUCAGAGGUAAUAUGUCAGUUCCUGUUUGGAGAGCUGUUUCAGCUGGAGAUGUAGAAGAGGCUGUAGGAAAUGCACGAUAGAGAACAUCUCCACUUAGAUGUCUAUUCUUUACCUAUAUCAGGGUACUUCAAAACGUCUGUGGAAAGAUGGAAUUAAAAGAUGAGUUUAUCUUGGUGCAAAAAAACAUUGUUGAAAUCUAUACACGAGGGGGUCUUCAAAGUUUGUGGAAAAUGCCCAUUUUUAAAAAAAAAAAACAAAAAACUGCA
Messenger RNA from Lepus europaeus (European hare), 7353 nucleotides. It is a transcript of the gene EIF2AK2, whose product is annotated as eukaryotic translation initiation factor 2 alpha kinase 2. Gene Ontology annotation, biological process: protein phosphorylation. The transcript has 16 exons. Gene Ontology annotation, molecular function: protein kinase activity; ATP binding; double-stranded RNA binding. The record is from RefSeq and is a predicted model, not a curated record. Bases 223 to 1863 code for a protein of 546 amino acids. Lineage: Eukaryota; Metazoa; Chordata; Mammalia; Lagomorpha; Leporidae.